AUGGAGGGGAAGGGCAUUGGGACGACGAAAAGUGGAGGGGGUCAGGUGAUGGACGGUUCAGAUAUAAUGGAGUUGGUUGGGAAUGAGCAAGUUUUUAGUAACUUUGUGGAUCAUAAGUUCCAAGAACUGGACACAGACUGUGACGGUAAGCUUUCGGUGAGCGAGUUACAGCCUGCUGUGGCUGAUAUUGGUGCUGCUCUGGGUUUGCCUGCUCGCGGCUCUUCUCCCGAUUCUGAUCAUAUCUAUUCCGAAGUUCUUAAUGAAUUCACUCAUGGAAAACAAGAAAAAGUAAGCAAGACUGAGUUUAAAGGCGUUCUUUCGGAUAUUCUACUAGGCAUGGCUGCUGGUUUGAAGCGAGAUCCUGUUGUGAUUCUCCGCAUUGAUGGGGAAGACCUUCUCGAGUUUAUUAAGUGCCCAAUUUUUGAGCCAGAGAUGGUUUCCAUAUUCUUAGAGAUUGAGCUGCCUGAUGGAUCCCUUCAAGAUUACUUUGUCAAGGCUUUUGAGAAGCUCACUGUCGACCAGGGGAUGCCUCCUGCUGCAGAUACUUGGGUUAGAAGCAACAUUGUGGAACCGGCAUUACAAUCCUUUGGUGGUGUUCAUGAGCCACCCAUUGCUCAAGAGGAAUUUUUGGUUGAGUUUAAGAAAGUAGCGGAGAGUGUGGCUCAACAUCUUAAAGAGCAGCCUGUAAUUGUUGCUCACAGUGAGAACAACUUUGAUGGAAGUGGCAUUAAGAGACUGCUAUCUAACAAUUUCGAAUUAGACAAGACACUGGAUGCUGCUUUAAAAGAUGCGCCUAAAGAUCACACUGGGAAAAUGUCGAAGGAAUAUCUGCGAGUGGCGCUUGAUGUAGUGGCCCCAUCAGCUGGCUUACCUCCAUUAGGUGCAGUUUAUCUGGUGGACAGGGUAGUUACUGAAGUCUUCAAAGUGUUCGACGCUGAUGAUGGGAAGUUGGUUAAAGAAGAUGAGUUCAAGAAGAUAUUGACCGAAAUACUGUGGAGCAUCAUGCUGGAAUUGGAGGACAAUCCUAUUUCAGUUUCUACAAAUUCAGUGGUACAUGAGCCGCUUGCCACUUCUUCCACACUGUUGCAGCCAUCUUCUGAUAACGUUGCGUAA
This is a messenger RNA of Ilex paraguariensis (yerba mate), 1113 nucleotides long. NCBI's taxonomy places the organism in Eukaryota, Viridiplantae, Streptophyta, Magnoliopsida, Aquifoliales, Aquifoliaceae. The record is from the annotation of a GenBank genome assembly.